Onychomys torridus (southern grasshopper mouse) is the source of this 1507-nucleotide messenger RNA. Its product is annotated as signal transducer and activator of transcription 5B. Gene Ontology annotation, biological process: cell surface receptor signaling pathway via JAK-STAT; response to peptide hormone; cytokine-mediated signaling pathway. The transcript is spliced from 11 exons. Gene Ontology annotation, molecular function: RNA polymerase II cis-regulatory region sequence-specific DNA binding; DNA-binding transcription factor activity, RNA polymerase II-specific. The record is from RefSeq and is a predicted model, not a curated record. NCBI's taxonomy places the organism in Eukaryota, Metazoa, Chordata, Mammalia, Rodentia, Cricetidae. The annotation marks the transcript as partial.
GUUGUGAACCAUGGCAAUGUGGAUACAAGCUCAGCAGCUCCAGGGCGAUGCUCUUCACCAGAUGCAGGCCCUGUAUGGCCAGCAUUUCCCCAUCGAGGUGCGGCACUAUUUAUCCCAGUGGAUUGAAAGCCAAGCCUGGGACUCAAUAGAUCUUGAUAAUCCACAGGAGAACAUUAAGGCCACCCAGCUCCUGGAGGGCCUGGUGCAGGAGCUUCAGAAGAAGGCAGAGCACCAGGUGGGGGAAGAUGGGUUUUUGCUGAAGAUCAAGCUGGGGCACUAUGCCACGCAGCUCCAGAACACCUAUGACCGCUGCCCCAUGGAGCUGGUCCGCUGCAUCCGGCACAUUCUGUACAAUGAACAGAGGCUGGUCCGGGAGGCCAACAAUGGGAGCUCUCCAGCUGGAAGUCUUGCUGACGCCAUGUCCCAGAAGCACCUUCAGAUCAACCAGACGUUUGAGGAGCUGCGCCUGAUCACGCAGGACACGGAGAACGAGCUGAAGAAGCUGCAGCAGACCCAGGAGUACUUCAUCAUCCAGUAUCAGGAGAGCCUGCGCAUCCAAGCUCAGUUUGCCCAGCUGGCCCAGCUGAACCCCCAGGAGCGCAUGAGCCGGGAGACAGCCCUCCAGCAGAAGCAAGUGUCCCUGGAGGCCUGGCUGCAACGAGAGGCACAGACACUGCAGCAGUACCGUGUGGAGCUGGCUGAAAAGCACCAGAAGACUCUGCAGCUGCUUCGGAAACAGCAGACCAUCAUCCUGGACGAUGAGCUGAUCCAGUGGAAGCGGCGGCAGCAGCUGGCCGGGAACGGGGGUCCCCCCGAGGGCAGCCUGGACGUCCUGCAGACCUGGUGUGAGAAGCUGGCCGAGCUCAUCUGGCAGAACCGGCAGCAGAUCCGCAGGGCCGAGCACCUCUGCCAGCAACUGCCCAUCCCAGGCCCCGUGGAGGAGAUGCUAGCCGAGGUCAAUGCCACCAUCACAGACAUCAUCUCAGCCCUGGUCACCAGCACAUUCAUCAUCGAGAAGCAACCUCCUCAGGUCCUCAAGACCCAGACCAAGUUCGCAGCCACCGUGCGCCUGCUGGUGGGUGGGAAGCUGAAUGUGCACAUGAACCCGCCGCAGGUGAAGGCAACCAUCAUCAGUGAGCAGCAGGCCAAGUCCCUGCUCAAGAACGAGAACACCCGCAAUGAUUACAGCGGCGAGAUCCUGAACAACUGCUGUGUCAUGGAGUAUCACCAGGCCACAGGCACCCUCAGCGCCCACUUCAGAAACAUGUCCCUAAAACGAAUCAAGAGGUCUGAUCGCCGCGGCGCGGAGUCGGUGACGGAGGAGAAGUUCACAAUCCUGUUUGACUCACAGUUCAGCGUCGGUGGGAAUGAGCUGGUCUUUCAAGUCAAGACCUUGUCGCUCCCCGUGGUGGUGAUUGUCCACGGCAGCCAGGACAACAAUGCCACAGCCACUGUCCUCUGGGACAACGCCUUUGCAGAGCCUGUGAGUGCAUUCCUUGGUCUGGGG